UGUAGAUUGCUUUUCUUUGCCGAUGUCUUCCUUGUUCUAUGAAAUAGUAAACUCUCCAUUAAUUUGGAUAUCAGAGUGCCGCAUAACUUUUGCCAACGCGAAGGAUUAAAAAAUACAUAUAUCCAAGAUCACUGCAUGUGAGGGAGAAGCAUCGGAAGGAGGCAUUUGGUCGGAGGCAGAUUUGUGUGAAUACAUCCAUCCUAUAGCCUCCACGCCCACACAUUUGAGGGGAAACCGCUGCUUCUCACUCGCCUCUUGUUUUGAUCCGUGAAAAACCGAGCGGUGCCUUGCCAUGGCUCUUCUGACCCUGCAUCGUUCGCCGUCCAUCUCCACCGCUCCGGAUGAAAGCAUCCCAAGAAGAGGGAGACUUCAGAAAAGAGAGAGCUUUGCUCUGGUUAAAGGGGCCGUCCUUCUCCUGGAAGAGGGGGAGGGGGAGGGGCCACAUGAAGAGACGUCGCCCAAUCACUCCCCUUCACCCCUGAAGCUGGGGGGCGGAGCUUCAGACACACAGCACAGACAGCUGCACGCCAUGGUGUCACUACUAAGACCAGAGGACACUAUCAAACUGGCGGUGAGGUUGGAGUCAGUGAGUCCAGUCAGGGUACGGUAUCUGAUCAUAGUCUCCACCUUCAGUAACAAACAGGAGAGCAUUCUACUGGGGAUGGACUUCCCCGACACAGACAGAUGUCAGUGUACUAUCGGUCUGGUUGUGCCGGUAUGGAGCGACACACAAGUGUAUCUGGACGGAGAUGGUGGUUUCAGUGUCACAUCGGCAGAAAAGACGAGAAUCUUCAAGCCUGUUUCCAUACAGACUAUGUGGUCAGUGCUGCAGGCGCUGCAUGGCUGCUGCGAGCGGGCAGUGAAGGGGUCAGUGAUCCCAGGCUGUGGGCUGGACUGGGCCCAGUACUACUACGGUCAUGUGGAGUCUGACCGCCUCUGUCUCAACGAGUGGGGAGCCAUGACGGGCCUGGAGUCAGUCAGGAGGGAUAGCGCCGGGCAGAGCUCGACAGAGAGGGUGUCUGUGGAGCGGCAGAUUAAAGAGGAGCUCCGAGACAUCAUGAGAACAGAAGACCUAGAGAAUAUCACCUCCAAACAGGUCCGCAGUGCCCUGGAGACCAGGAUAGGCAUGGACAUGAAGAACUACAAGGAAUACAUCGACAACGAGAUGAUGGUCACCAUGGCGCAGAUGGACAAGCCCUCCAAAAUAUUUGACUACUUGUUCCUGGGCUCUGAGUGGAAUGCUGCCAACUUUGAGGAGCUACAGAAAAACAAUGUGGGCUACAUCCUGAACGUGACGCGGGAGAUUGACAACUUCUUCCCAGAAUCCUUCAGCUACAUGAAUAUCAGAGUGUACGACGUGGAGGCUACAGACCUGCUGUCACACUGGAAAGACACAUACUCCUUCAUCAACACAGCCAGGCAGAGUGGCCAGGCGGUGCUAGUGCACUGUAAGAUGGGCGUGUCUCGCUCUGGUUCCACGGUGGUCGCCUACGCCAUGAAGCAGCAGCGCUGGCCCUUGGAGGUGGCUCUGUCCUAUGUCAGGGAGCGCAGGCCCAUCGUCCAGCCCAACGACGGCUUCAUGAAGCAGCUCCACACCUACAGCGGCAUCCUCAACGCCAGUCAGCAGCGCCACAGCGCUCUCUGGAGGUGGAAGUCACGGGCAGAGAAGGAGCAGCGAAAGAUUGAGAGAGCGCAGUCUGCUGCUUCACACAACAAUGAGGAGGAAGAGGAGGAGGAGAGCGAGGAGGAGGAAGAAGAAGAAGAGUUAGAGAGUCCAGAUGAAGUUGAUGAGGCAGAUAUAGAGAUGAAGGUACUUGAAGAGCCUGCCCACAAGUCUGAGACUAACCCAGAAGCUCCACCCACAGAACCGGCUGCUCCAUCCACAGAACCGUCUGUACCCAAUCCCUUCAUCACUGUACAGGUGGCUUCUCACAGCCCCAGUCGCAGUGGCAGGAUGAACCUCUUCUCUCUCAUGCAGUCCAUCAACGAACUGGAAGACGAGGACCUAAGGAAUGAACAGAUUGCCAACAGUCACCGGAGGUCUCCAGGGCAACGGAGGCGGAGUUAUAGACGGAAAGGCCUCAUGCAUCAGAGGGCCCAUGUGGACGUUUCACCUGAGCCAAGCCGCCUAUCGGGACUCAGAAAACUGGAAGGGGCGGGGCCAAGCAAACCUGAGACCGGGGAAGGAGAUGCCAAGACAACGGAGGUGCGGUAAAGAGGAACAGAAGACGAGGCGGCGGGGGAAGGGAUGGAGAAUGAGAAGCCUAGAGGAGACACUAAUAGGAAGAGAUGAAAUGUUCUGCCCACUUUCAAGCUAUAAACAUGAAAGAAUUACCCUAAUAUAGUUCUAUACAUCAGACCUUAAGACUCCAACUAUCAUCGUUAUAUUAUAGAUUUUUUAACAGUCAUGCCUUUUGCACAGUAUUUCCUGUUUUGGUUCUUUCAAUGUAGUGGUCACCAACCGAUCGAUCACGAUUGACUGGCUGAUCUCCAAGCCAUUCUAGUCGAUCACCAAACACUGUAAAAAAAAAACACACACAAAAAAAACAACGAUAAGGCCUUGGAUUCCCCUUUUCUUUUCAUUGUUCUUUGUUUUCUCUCCCUCUAGCACUUUUGACAGUAGGUGCACUUGGAAGGUAAAGUGUUCAUAUUUUUAACCAUUUCGGGAAGGUAAAGUGUUCACAUUUUUAAUCAUUUCAUGUGUCUGAAGGUAGAACUCCACUUACUCUGCCGGCCCAGAGAGCAAAUCAAGUGCAGCUAUAGGCCUACCGCUGGCCAAUCGUAUAGCUCAGAUCACCGUGUCUGCAGUGUCCUCGCGCCACAGACUGUAAGAAGAAGCCUCGAACCCACAGCAAAGUUGAUCAUGUUGAGAUUUAAAAACGUUUAAAACCAUGACUAAAGGGACUCAACGAAUACAGCAAAGAGCUGCUGUUAGAAUGUGUAUGGGCUCAUUGUAAUGGAAUAAAUGGAAUGGUAUCAAACACAUGGAAAACAAAUGUUUGACUCUGUUCCAUUCCAGCCGUUACAAUGAGCCCAUACUCCCAUAGCUCCUUCCACCAGCCUCCACUGCUGUCAACACUUUGUUCAACCGUUUUAUAAGUCAUAAAAAUGCGUGUUUCGAUAAGCUUGCGUUAUUUUCUGCUCGUCCUUUUUAAUAUAUAGGAAUAUUUCACUUUCUCUGGUCAACAUGAAUUGGUGCUUGAGGCUGAAAUAAUGCAGUGCGACUAAAAUUUCCCAUCAGAUGGAUUAAGACUGUCCCUCUUUCUCAGCGACGAGAGGGUACACUGCUCCCGUCCUCCCCUCAGACUAACCAUCAGUCCAGUAAAAAAAAAAAUAUAUAUAUAUAAUGCUCACUCAGCUGUGCCUCAAGUAAUACAACAAAUGAUAUAUUACCAGUGUGAUCAUAUACCUACAAUGUUGAAAUAUAAUUUUAAAAAUGGUCUGAGAAGAAUAACAUUGGCUGGGCAAUUCAAGGGUCGGCAAUAUGCAGUGAUAAUGUUUUGGGCCUAUAGCCUACUGCACAAACUUCAUUGCUAUAGAACUGUGUUUAAUUGGUUGUUGCAUAGGCUUAUUUUUGUUUUGUUUUCAUCUGAGCGGUAGAUCUUGGCUUGCAUUUUGACUCCAAAGGUUGGUGACCUGUGUUUGUGUAUCACUGUUCACCAAACCAUUUCCACGCAAUUGGUAGUGAUGGCUCAUUGUUUUAAUGUCACUGCAGUAUUACGACACCAAUAUGUGUCUGACAAAAAUGUUGUAUUUCUGGUUAAGACUUACCUACGGUCCAUAGAAGUUGUAAUGUGUGUACAUUUUUCUUCUGCAUUUCAGUACGUAUCAUACCACAUGCAUAUGUGGUGUUUGCCCGCCCUCUCUCUCCUCACGGCACAUCAGUGGUUUAAUGAUAUCUAUGCAAUGAUUCCUUAAAUUCACAGAGAAGACAGAUGGUAGAGGCUGUAUGCUGCCAGUUGGGAUUGUUAUUGUAUGCAUUAAGUGCCAUUCUCUAUUCCUUUAUUGGAUUUUUAAUUACGCACAUACCUGAUCUUUUUAUCGUUUCUGGUAAUGCAUACGGGCCCAAUGAAAAGUGUUCUCGGAUGUUUCAAAAUAGCGGGACAUUCAAAAGUAUUAACUAGGAGAUAUAAUAUUGAGUGACUGUUGUAAACUGUUAUUCUGGACUAAUCCAAGGGCACCAAACUGUAUGCCAGUGUGUUCCUCUGUGCCAAUCAACUUUGUCCUUGAGUUCAUCUCAAGACGACAUAUUUACUUAGGAUCUUUCGAAAACUUCUACCGUUUAAAAAAAAAAAUCUCGGGUGUUCAAUUUAUUUGGUGUGUUUAUUUCUUUGUCACACUGUCAUUCCACAAAUAGCCUUGCUGUAUGAGUGCCUUGGACGUGGGACCAAAAUAACAGUUCUUUCCCGAAAGACCCUAAAUGAAAGUAUUUAUAUCUACUGUAUAUUGCUAUUUGAGGUGGUGGCAUUAUUUCAUAUUGAUUAAAUGUAUUUAGUUUUGUUCUUUGACUGGGAUGAUGUUAUUGUGCAGUAUGUAGCUACUUGCAUUGAAUGUGUUCUUGUGUGUAUGCUCUGGCUUUGCUGAUUAUGACCAGGUUCAUGCCAUCCAUGUUUUGAACUUUGGGGGGUGUCUAGGGUAGUUUCUUUUUUUUGUAUGAAUAUUUAUCUAUUUGGGACUUUUUGAGAGGAUCAAGGUAGAUUCAGCAUUAUGUUGUUUCUGAACUUUCCGCAGUUCACUGGAUGGACCUUCUGUUCUUUAUCCUGGCUUCUGUAUAGAUCCAAUUUUUUUUUUGUAUGUAUUCAGCUGGCCUUGAUUUGUAUAUUCACAGCUGGCCUUGAUUUGUAUAUUCACCAAUGAUGUUUACACAUUUUUAGGUUGAGCACACUUUCUAUACUCACAAUUAAACCAUCAUAACAGGUUUCCACCACCACAUCAUGCCAUUGACACUGCCUGAGCCAAUCUCUGCUGUUCUAAGAUCAAAUAGAUAAAUGACCUGUAUCUCAUCUAUGGCUGCGUUUACAGCUAUACUGUUUGAGUGAAUUAAUAAAUGAUUACUGAAACCAUG
Molecule: messenger RNA, 5065 nt
Organism: Oncorhynchus keta (chum salmon)
Lineage: Eukaryota; Metazoa; Chordata; Actinopteri; Salmoniformes; Salmonidae
Product: protein phosphatase Slingshot homolog
Exons: 17
Coding region: 293-2215 (640 amino acids)
Biological process (GO): negative regulation of actin filament polymerization; protein dephosphorylation; actin cytoskeleton organization
Cellular component (GO): cytoplasm
Molecular function (GO): actin binding; protein tyrosine/serine/threonine phosphatase activity
Source: RefSeq, a predicted model, not a curated record